CCAGAGGCAGAAGCAAAAGCAAAAGUAAAGCAAAGCAAAAGCAAACCAAAAAAACAAACGCAAAACUUGCCGAGAAAGCGUGCCGCCUGUGUCGACGUCAGCGUAGACGCCACAGCCGCUGCCGGCGGUGACGCCGUCGCGUGUGUGAAAAGCCGGAAAAUUGUUUCAAAAGGCGUUGUCGUCACCAAUACCCUUCCCAGCGCAUUGGCUUAAUUUGUUUAUGCUGAUCUACGGCUAUUUCUAACGCUGUCGCUUUCAAAGUUGCGCCUGUUCUGCGAAUUGGACGAUUUACCUUAUCAACGGCGCCCCCUUAUCAGUCACAUUCUGAUUCAAAAUACCAAAGCACGUACUAAAACCUAAACACAAGCUGUUGCCUCGACGGAAAUAGCAACAAAAUAAAGAGCGCAGCGCAAAUAGACAAGAUAUCUGCAAUAAGGAGCUCAAGAAAAACGCGUCAGCUUUUGGCCCAGCCUAGAAACCCAAAACAAAAUCCAAUCAGGUCCACAAAAUUUCCGCAACAUCAAAGGCACGAAAUUCUGUUUUAGUCAAGCUCAACCUUGAAACUAAAUGAAGCCUGUGUGUGGAACUGUACCAAAUACCGCAACGCUGGAUCUUAGACGACGGCCACAAAUUAGCCAGCCUGCCGUAGACUUGCAAGUUUGAAAUAAUACGAAUUCAGCUUCAGCUUCAGCUACAGCUACAGCUUAGCUUCAGGCCCAACAAAAGCUGAACUGAGUUGUCUUGCCCGUCAAAAGCAAAGCAAAGGCAAAAGUUCAAUCCAUAAAAGCCGCAGGCUGAACAGCUAGCUGAGAGCAACGCGUGCUAUUUUUUUGAGAGCGCCAAAGGAUUCAUUAAAAAACCGCCAACCUGGAACUAAUGGAAUUAGAGAAUAUUGUGGCCAAUACGGUCUACUUAAAAGCGAGAGAAGGUGGUUCUGACAGCAACAAGGGAAAAAGUAAAAAAUGGCGAAAAAUAUUACAAUUUCCACACAUAUCGCAGUGCAUCCACCUGAAAGACAAAUUAGACAUAAGCUAUGGCUACGUGAUAGACCAACAGCCGAUUGGUCGUGAGCUCUUUCGUCAGUUCUGUGAGAACAAGCGGCCCGUUUACUUUCGCUACAUCAGUUUCUUGGAUCAAGUAGUGAAAUAUGAGAUCGAGUUUAUUGUGAAUCGCAUAUUCAUUGGACAUGACAUUGGGCGGCGCUUCUUGGACAUUGAGCCACAGCUGGAGCUGCGCAACGGCGGCAGCGGUGACGGCGAGGGCGAUGGCCUGGACCUGGAGACCCGAGAGGAGCUGCUGCGCAAUAGCAGCAUAGCCAAUGCACCUGAAACAGUUGAGACUGAACAUUGUAACAAUACCACCGCCAACAACUGCAACAAUACCAACCACAAGAAACUGCAGCACGAUACCCACAAUCACAAUGGCGAGGAUGCGGCGCUGGCGCUGAAUGGCGGUGAAGGCGACGUGGAGAACGAUGGCGACGAGGGCGUUGAAUGCGAGGGCAGCCAGGAUGCGAAAAAGGGUGGCGGCGGUGCAUCUGCUACCGGUUCGGGCUCGCCAUCCGAUGAACUGGUCCUCGAUGUGCUCAACGAUGAUCUCAUUGCACAAGUUCGCAGCAAGCUAAACAGCGGCGGCAAGGAUAUCUUUGCCCACUGUAUGAAGGCAGUGAAGGCGUUUCUGGCUGGUGAACCAUUUCGCGAGUUCGAGAACUCCAUGUAUUUUCACCGCUAUCUGCAGUGGAAGUGGCUCGAGGCACAGCCCAUCACAUAUAAAACGUUUCGCAUGUACCGCGUCCUGGGCAAGGGCGGAUUCGGCGAGGUCUGUGCCUGUCAGGUGCGCGCCACUGGCAAAAUGUACGCGUGCAAAAAGCUGGAGAAAAAACGCAUAAAAAAGCGUAAGGGCGAGUCUAUGGUGCUCAUUGAGAAGCAAAUACUGCAAAAAAUCAACUCGCCAUUUGUUGUCAAUCUGGCCUACGCAUACGAAACAAAGGACGCACUCUGCCUGGUCCUGACUAUAAUGAACGGCGGCGAUUUGAAAUUUCAUAUUUACAACAUGGGCGGAGAUCCUGGUUUUGAGCUAGAGCGUGCCCGAUUCUAUGCUGCCGAGGUGGCUUGCGGACUGCAGCAUCUGCACAAGCAGGGCAUUGUUUACAGGGAUUGCAAGCCGGAGAACAUACUGUUAGAUGAUCAUGGGCAUGUGCGCAUAUCUGAUCUGGGCCUGGCUGUGGAGAUACCCGAGGGGGAGAUGGUGCGCGGACGCGUCGGCACAGUGGGCUAUAUGGCGCCGGAAGUCAUAGAUAAUGACAAGUAUGCCUUUUCGCCGGAUUGGUUCAGCUUUGGAUGCCUGCUGUAUGAAAUGAUCGAGGGUCAGGCGCCAUUUCGCAUGCGCAAGGAGAAAGUCAAGCGCGAAGAGGUGGAUAGACGUGUAAAGGAGGAUGCCGAAAAGUAUUCGAGCAAGUUUAAUGAUGAAGCCAAAUCAAUGUGCCAACAGCUGUUAGCUAAAUCGAUAAAGCAACGCUUGGGCUGCCGCAACGGGCGUAUGGGCGCCCAGGAUGUGAUGGCGCAUCCGUUUUUCCACUCGACACAGCUGAAUUGGCGACGCUUGGAGGCGGGCAUGCUGGAGCCGCCAUUCGUGCCAGACCCGCACGCCGUUUACGCCAAAGAUGUGCUCGAUAUUGAACAGUUCUCGACUGUGAAGGGUGUCAAUAUCGAUGAAUCCGAUACGAAUUUUUAUACGAAAUUCAAUACGGGCUCUGUAUCCAUUUCAUGGCAAAAUGAGAUGAUGGAGACGGAAUGCUUUCGCGAGCUGAACGUCUUCGGUCCCGAGGAGAGUCCCACGCCCGACUUGUUGAUCAAUGCCAUACCGGAACCGGACAAGGCAGGCUGUUUUCCGUUCAGGCGCAAGAAGAAGCAACCGGCUCGCACACAACCCAUACCCAUUCCUGAGCACCUGCUAACCACUAGUCACAGCGUGUCAUCCACGACAGUCGAGAGCUGAUAGCAUAGAUUAGUUAAAGCCCAAACGCCUAACGUACACACAUAGAACGAAUUGUGACCCACACGCGCACAAUUAACAUCCAACCCCAAAACCAAUCAAAACCCCAAUUAAGAGCAAAGCGUACAAAUCGCACCACAACUGAAACUCAUUGCAAUACACGAACAACAACAACCAGAACAAUAUGUAUCAGGAGGGCGA
This is a messenger RNA of Drosophila hydei, 3195 nucleotides long. It is a transcript of the gene Gprk2, whose product is annotated as G protein-coupled receptor kinase 2. Gene Ontology annotation, molecular function: ATP binding; G protein-coupled receptor kinase activity. Gene Ontology annotation, biological process: regulation of signal transduction; protein phosphorylation; signal transduction. NCBI's taxonomy places the organism in Eukaryota, Metazoa, Arthropoda, Insecta, Diptera, Drosophilidae. Gene Ontology annotation, cellular component: cytoplasm. The coding region runs from base 877 to 2997 and encodes 706 amino acids. The transcript is spliced from 13 exons. The record is from RefSeq and is a predicted model, not a curated record.